AUGGUGGUUUUUAACGGGUUAUUGAAGAUAAAGGUUUGUGAGGCUUUGGACUUAAAGCCUACCGCAUGGUCACUACGGCAUGCUGUCGGUCCAAAGACCCAAACAUUUCUGUUGGACACAUAUAUUGCGCUCAAUGUGGACGAUUCACGCGUGGGCCAGACCUCUACAAAGCAGAAGACCAACAGCCCAGCGUGGAAUGACGAAUUCGUCACGGAGGUUUACGACGGGAAGAAGAUUGAACUGUCUGUGUUUCAUGACGCCCCAAUUGGCUACGACGAUUUUGUGGCUAACUGUACUAUCCAGUUUGAAGACUUACUACAGAACGGUAGUAGACACUUCGAAGACUGGAUUGACCUGGAACCUGAGGGGAAGGUGUAUGUCAUAAUUGACCUAUCGGGAUCGUCCAGCGAAGCUGCAUCCUCCAAUGAAAAUGAAGAACGAGUGUUCCGUGAGCGCAUGCGGCCACGGAAACGCCAGGGGGCGGUCCGGAGGCGGGUCCACCAGGUUAACGGACACAAGUUUAUGGCCACUUAUCUGCGGCAGCCUACUUAUUGCUCUCACUGCCGAGACUUCAUCUGGGGUGUCUUAGGAAAACAGGGCUACCAAUGUCAAGUGUGCACCUGUGUUGUCCACAAACGAUGCCACGAGCUCAUCAUUACAAAGUGUGCAGGGAUGAAGAAGCAGGAUGACCUUCCAGAGGAGGUGGGCUCCCAGCGGUUCAGUGUCAACAUGCCACACAAGUUCAGUAUUCAUAACUACAAGGUCCCCACCUUCUGUGACCACUGCGGUUCCCUGCUGUGGGGCCUUCUGAGGCAAGGCCUGCAGUGCAAAGUGUGUAAGAUGAAUGUACACAGGCGCUGUGAGAGUAAUGUGGCGCCGAACUGUGGAGUAGAUGCCAGAGGAAUUGCUAAAGUGCUGUCUGAUCUGGGUGUGACGCCAGACAAGAUUUCCAACAGUACGCAGAGGAGGAAAAAGCUGACUCCAGGGCAGGAUCCCCAGCAGUCGACAGCGGAAAUUCCCCCGUCUGAAGAAGACCGCUGCAAAUCUGCUCCCACGUCACCGUGUGACCAGGAACUAGCAGAGCUUGAGAGCAUUCGUAAGGCUCUGUCGCUCGACCACCGUGGACAGGAGCACAAGUCUUCCUCCUCGUCUUCUUCAUCUGGCUGUGGAGGUCAGAGCACACUCAUGGAGGGUAGGGAGAACGGAGACAUCAAACCCCUCCAAACGAAGAGGAUGAACCUGUCCGACUUUAACUUCAUCAAAGUCCUGGGCAAAGGCAGCUUUGGCAAGGUUAUGCUUGCAGAGCUAAAAGGAACAGACGAAGUUUAUGCUGUGAAAGUGUUGAAGAAAGACGUGAUCCUGCAAGAUGACGAUGUGGACUGCACACUAACAGAGAAACGCAUCUUAGCGUUAGCCAGGAAACACCCUUACCUGACUCAGCUCUUCUGCUGCUUUCAGACUAAGGAUCGUCUGUUCUUUGUGAUGGAGUACGUCAACGGAGGGGACCUGAUGUUUCAGAUCCAGCGUUCCCGCAAAUUCGACGAGGCCCGUUCCCGUUUCUACGCUGCCGAGGUCACCUCUGCCCUCAUGUUUCUCCACCAGCACGGGGUCAUUUACAGAGACCUAAAACUGGACAACAUUCUGUUGGAUGCUGAAGGUCACUGUAAGCUGGCUGAUUUCGGCAUGUGCAAAGAGGGCAUUCUAAACGGCGUUACCACGACAACCUUCUGCGGGACCCCCGACUACAUUGCCCCUGAGAUCCUGCAGGAGUUAGAGUACGGUCCGUCUGUGGACUGGUGGGCAUUGGGGGUGCUCAUGUACGAGAUGCUGGCAGGACAGCCCCCGUUCGAGGCUGACAACGAGGACGACCUGUUCGAGUCCAUUCUUCACGACGACGUCCUUUAUCCCGUGUGGCUGAGCAAAGAGGCUGUCAGCAUCCUUAAAGCGUUCAUGACCAAGAGCCCAAACAAACGGCUGGGCUGUGUGUUGAGCCAGGGCCUGGAGGAAGCCAUUAAAGUUCAUCCUUUCUUCAGAGAGAUAGACUGGGUUCUGCUGGAACAGAGAAAGAUUAAACCACCCUUCAAACCUCGCAUUAAAACCAAACGGGAUGUGAAUAACUUUGAUCAGGACUUCACUCGUGAGGAUCCUGUCCUCACACCAGUGGAUGAAGCCAUCAUCAAGCAGAUCAAUCAAGAUGAGUUCAAAGGCUUCUCCUACUUUGGAGAAGAGACUCUGUCCUAA
Messenger RNA from Chanos chanos (milkfish), 2241 nucleotides. RefSeq names its product protein kinase C, epsilon a (gene prkcea). NCBI's taxonomy places the organism in Eukaryota, Metazoa, Chordata, Actinopteri, Gonorynchiformes, Chanidae. Gene Ontology annotation, molecular function: diacylglycerol-dependent serine/threonine kinase activity; ATP binding. Gene Ontology annotation, biological process: protein phosphorylation. Bases 1 to 2241 code for a protein of 746 amino acids. The transcript is spliced from 15 exons. The record is from RefSeq and is a predicted model, not a curated record.